This is a messenger RNA of Manihot esculenta (cassava), 1377 nucleotides long. Its product is annotated as transcription factor TCP4. Gene Ontology annotation, cellular component: nucleus. The coding region runs from base 19 to 1050 and encodes 343 amino acids. The transcript is spliced from 2 exons. Gene Ontology annotation, molecular function: DNA-binding transcription factor activity; sequence-specific DNA binding. Gene Ontology annotation, biological process: regulation of secondary shoot formation. NCBI's taxonomy places the organism in Eukaryota, Viridiplantae, Streptophyta, Magnoliopsida, Malpighiales, Euphorbiaceae. The record is from RefSeq and is a predicted model, not a curated record.
GCAAAAUCUAGACAAAGAAUGAAAGGAGCUGGAGGAGAGAUUGUUCAAGUCCAAGGAGGCCACAUUGUUAGGUCUACUGGGCGUAAAGAUCGACACAGCAAAGUUUACACUUCUAAAGGUCCAAGGGACCGCAGGGUCAGGCUUUCUGCCCAUACGGCAAUACAAUUCUAUGAUGUUCAAGAUCGGUUAGGCUAUGACCGACCCAGCAAAGCUGUUGAUUGGCUCAUCAAGAAGGCCAAGUCUGCCAUUGACAAGCUUGCUGAGCUUCCACCAUGGCACCCAACAGCAAAUGAUGCUAAUGGAAUGAUGGAGACAGACCACAAUGCUGGGUCUAGUGAAAUGGCAAUUGCAGAGCAAUCAGAAUCAUCUGGUUAUAGUUUCCAGCUUCAUAGACAAUUGGCAGAUAAUCCAAGUAAUGAUUCCUCCUUUAUUACACCUCCUAUAGAUCCUGAUACCAUGAAAUCUUUGUUUCCGACAAGCUCCACAACUUCAACAAUGAACUUUCAGGGAUACCCACCUGAAAUUAUCUCAAGAACCACUAACCAUAGUGAAGAUCUUGGCCUAUCUCUUCACCCUUUCCAAGACCAAGAUCUAAUUCAUGGGCAAUCACAAGCAGAUACAAGCCAUACACCUUCAAAUGAUCAGAAUCUUUUUGGUGGUUCAGCACCAGUGGGAUAUGAAGCUAAUUUCCAGAGAAUGAUGGCUUGGAGCAAUAACACAGGUACUGAGAAUAGAACUGAUGGGGGUUUUGGAUUCAAUCCACCACAAAUGCCACCACAACAAACAUUGCUAGAGCAAGAAUCAGCAUUCUCUCAGAGGGGACCCCUUCAGUCCAGUUUUGCACAAACUAUUCGUGCUUGGAAUGAUCUUACUAUGGCGUCUGCAAACCACCAUAGAGCACAGGAAAUUCAUCAGUCUUUUAUUUUUGGCAGCAGGUUUGCAUCAGAGGGAUUGCCAGGUUUUAGCAUUCCAGUGCGAAUUCAUGGCGAAGAAGAGCAAACUGUUGUUUCAGAUAGGCCAUCCUCUUCUUCUCCCAAUUCUCAGCAUUGAUUAAAGAACUCAACUCCUUGCCUAUCCACAAGCAUAUUAUAGAAUCAACAAGCAGCCAUGGUGGAUUAUGAUCAAACUGAAGAUGAAGUAUCAGAGAUACCAUUGAAGUCAAUGGAAAGAAACUCUGGUUGGAUUCACCACUUCUUUUUUUAUUUUUUUCUACUUUUCUUUAUAUAUGUUUAACGGAUUCCAUACUUAUUCCAUAUAGAGCUCUUAUUAUUUGUUUAGGGCAUUGAAUGGGCUCUUUUGGCUCUACUUUGAUAUAUGUUUGAUUGGUGUUGCUAGAUUUGGAUUCUGAUAUUAUAACUCUUUCUUUCUUUGUUGUUA